This is a messenger RNA of Penaeus vannamei (Pacific white shrimp), 1164 nucleotides long. Lineage: Eukaryota; Metazoa; Arthropoda; Malacostraca; Decapoda; Penaeidae. The record is from RefSeq and is a predicted model, not a curated record.
AUGCUUCAGAAAAAGUUCAUGUAUAUUGUACAAGACCUCACAAUCUUGCACAAUGAGGUUACCUGCAAGUAUGGCCGCCAGUGUAAUCAUAGCCAUAACAUUGUUUCCAUCUUUGAACCGUCGUCCGCCGCUGCUCGACGUAACUGGGAAGAAACAGUGAACGAUUCUGGCCAUGCAAUUCGUAGCGCGUGGACCAGGCGAACAAACCUGGUAGAUUCUCGGACAUCUGUGAUGGAUGUCAAGUUUGCUCCAAAACAACAAGGUCUCCAGUUAGCCACAUGUUCUGCUGAUGGUGUGGUCAGGAUCUAUGAAGCCCCUGAUGUUAUGAACCUGAAUCAGUGGUCCCUUCAGUAUGAGAUUAACUGUAAAGUCUCUUGUUCUUGCAUCUCUUGGAACCCUUCGCCUUCCAGACUUCAUGCUCCCCUCAUUGCUGUGGGUAGUGAUGAUCCUAACCCUUCCUCUGGGGGUAAGGUCUUCAUCUACGAGUUCUCCACCAACACACGCAAGUGGACGAGAGUAGAGACGCUGGUGACAGUGACAGAGCCUGUGCAUGACAUAGCCUUUGCCCCCAACCUUGGGCGGUCAUAUCAUCUGCUAGGGAUUGCCACCAAGGAUGUCAAAAUCAUUGCCCUCAAGCCUAACAGACAAGAUGCUCUGCAGAACCAGAGCAGUUUGUCCACUUUUGAGGUUCGUCAGGCAGGACAAUUUGACGACCACGGCAGCACUGUGUGGCGUGUUUGUUGGAAUAUGACAGGCACUAUUUUAGCCUCCUCUGGGGAUGAUGGAUGUGUUCGUCUUUGGAAAGCAAACUACCUGGACAUAUGGAAAUGCAUCUCAACUCUCCGUGGAGAAGGAGUUGUCAGCGUUCCGGAGGUGGCCUCUGUGGGUAACGCUUCACAGCAGAUAGGAGGCACAACCACAGGCCAGAACACAGCGCGCUACUUCAAGCUAACCCCUACUGCACAUUCGUCUCAUGUUCCUUGGCAUUAGAAGAAGAAUAAGUUUUUAUCCUCUUUUUUUCUGAAUCCACACUGCAAAAUGCCUGUUUCUAAUAAUGUUCCUGUAAAAAUAUUUUUUGUGGAUUGCAUGCAGUGUGGAAUAUUGUAUAGUAUGAGUAAUUUCUUUUCUUUUAUUCAUUCAAUUAUACCUGAACAAAUGAUUUUG